Messenger RNA from Zeugodacus cucurbitae (melon fly), 2300 nucleotides. RefSeq lists its product as uncharacterized. The coding region runs from base 625 to 1995 and encodes 456 amino acids. Gene Ontology annotation, molecular function: transmembrane transporter activity. The record is from RefSeq and is a predicted model, not a curated record. NCBI's taxonomy places the organism in Eukaryota, Metazoa, Arthropoda, Insecta, Diptera, Tephritidae. Gene Ontology annotation, biological process: transmembrane transport. Gene Ontology annotation, cellular component: membrane. The transcript is spliced from 3 exons.
UAUGUCAAAGGUCGAAAUUAUCUGAAGAUCUAUAGAGUCAAUACAAUUUAACAUUAAUUCGGUGUGUUAGACAGAACUUUUGAAAAUUGAACCGACACCAGCUGAAAAAAUCAGUACAUUUAUUUGUCUCAGUGUACAUUCGGAAUGUAAAUUAUGGCACCAGCUAGUACUUAUUAUCAAAUUUCAAUUAGGUCUUAUGCAAAACGCGUCAGCGUUGUUUGCAUAUAAGCGUUUAAAAUCUACAUGAAAUCACUAGGAUUCCAAACUAAAUCGAAAUGUAAUCAACGGGAAGGAUUUAAGGUAUUCAAAAUGGAAUCACAACUACAGUGAAAUAAAAGCAAUUCGCCGCAUACUUCAGAGCCAGUGUUGUUAAGCGGCAAUCAAUAUGAAGUAAAUAUAUGCAUGUGCGUAUCGCAAUCUGCUUUUCGCCCCCGUGAUAAUGGUGAAAAUUAAGCAAAAAGAAGACAUUUAAAUAAGAAGACCACCGUAUAGAUAGGCAGUUCUUUUUGCGCGCUGUCGGUGGAAGGAACUAGCCAAAGCUACCCUUACCAACCAGUGAACAGUAAAAUAUUAAAAUAAAUAUAACGGUGCAGUGUUAGUUGGUACUCCUACGGAGCUAGAAGCAUGGUUGCCGAAAUUGCUAACAAUUUCAACCGCCUGUGGGUGGAUCGCCCGCAGACACUGGCGGUGCUAUCAGACUUCUUCAUCUUCCUUACUGGUGGCAUGAAUCUGGCCGUCAGCGUUGGCUGGUCGCAAAGUGAAUACACGCUGCAGUUUCGUAUUUGCUGGUAUAUUGGCGUGGCGAUUGGUGCCUUCAUAGCACCACCACUGGUGCAAUGGAAACGGAAACGGCUAUAUAUUAUUCUACCCAAUCUACUUGUUGCCGCUUCCGCCAUUAUCGCCGUCUCUGGCUAUCAGUACUUGGGCGUAAACAUCGCAUCGCGCUAUAUAGACGGCAUUUGCAUUGGUCUCGCGACGGUCUCCUUCAUAACACAUGUGAGUGAGAUUUCUUCGGAACAUCGACGCGGCUUCUGUUUGGCUUUCGAACAAAUUGGACUUGCUGUUGGCGCCUACGUACAAAUGCUGUACACCUCACUCUGGAUUCAGGGCACUAACUUCAGUCCGAGUCUGCUUAUGGGCUUAUGUAAUCUGUUCUUCGGCUGCAUGGCCGCCUUCUUGACCUACACACAGAAGGACUCACCCGUAUUUCAUAUGCGUAAAGGUGAUGAGACUAGCGCUAUCGCGUGCGUCAAUGUACUCUAUCAACCACCGAUUCUAACGGAAAAUAAACAAAUCGCCAUAACGGACAUCAAAAUGUAUGUGGCCAUGAACGACUCGAUGUCGUGGUGUAAAAGUUUCGCCAAAGGUUUGCUGCCACUCUGCAAAAUGAUCAUCUAUCGCAGCAUGCUUUCGUUCAUCAUAUCGCUGCCAAUUAUGCUGGCACUGAAUGAUGGCGGUAUCGUUAGUGCGCCGAACGUGAUUAACUGGCAUCCGAUACUUUAUGGUUUUCUGGGUGUACUCGGCCCGGUUGUGGCCUCUACAACACUGGGUGGCAUCGGUCACAAAUGGUUGAGUUUGGGUGCUUUACUAGUGUCGGGUGGCAUGUUUCUCGGUGUGGGUAUUGUCUAUCAUGUUGAGCCGAACCUCUCGUAUGAAGUGAAGAUGUCGAUGGUUGUGGCUUUGUUGAUGAUCGCACAAUUUCUUGGCGGUAUCUUUGCGCCCAGCACAACAGUCUUUCUCGGCGAGGCGUUUCCGCUAAAAGUGAAGCCCUACUUCAUUGCCUUCUGCAUAAUUGUACAAAAUAUGGUUGGUUUGAUUAUAGUCUGCACCUUCAACUACACCCUAUUCCAUGAGUAUGUCUACUGCGUCACCGUUGGUGUGAUAAUGAUGUUCUUCGCCAUUGUCUUCUGCUUUAUAUUGCCCGAGACGCGCAAAAUGAAGUUGCGCGAGGCGCAAGAGCAAUUCGCGUACUUUUUCAAUUUCAAAGUUUAUUGAAAAGUGAAAGCUCUACAGGUCGUUUGGUGAAAGCUUUGCUGUUGAGCUUUUUGUGCUUUGUAGGAAAAGCAAAGAUUUUGUGUUCAAUUAUUUUAGUUUUAAAGAUCGAUUGAAGAUGUUUAACAUUUUCUUAUGCGUUAAGUUGCUUAAGAUUCUUAUUAUAUAUAUAUGACGAGUGUCUUUGUAUUUGAAGACAAAUGCAAAUCUGCAGUAAAUAGCUACUAAGUUUGAUUUAUAUUAUAGAUUAUAAGCGGAAAAAUUAAAAAUACAAUUUUAAUAAACUGAAAAUAUGAAACAAAAUCAUA